CUGAACUUCGACUUGGAUCGUGGUGUGUUCCCUGUGGUCAUCCGAGCGGUGGUGGAUGAAGGGGAUGUGGUGGUUGAAGUGACGGGUCAUGCCCAUGUUCUUCUGGCUGCGUUUGAAAAGCACGUUGAUGGCAGUUUUUCCGUGAAGCCGUUAAAACAGAAGCAGAUCGUUGACCGAGUGAGCUAUCUGCUUCAGGAGAUCUACGGCAUCGAGAACAAAAACAACCAAGAGACCAAGCCUUCAGACGACGAGAACAGCGACAACAGCAACGAGUGCGUGGUUUGCCUGUCGGACCUCCGCGACACCCUCAUUCUGCCCUGCAGACACCUCUGUCUGUGCAAUUCCUGUGCUGACACCCUGCGCUACCAGGCCAACAACUGCCCCAUCUGCAGGCUGCCCUUCCGCGCCUUGCUGCAGAUCCGGGCCGUGAGGAAGAAGCCGGGGGCUCUGUCGCCGGUGUCGUUCAGCCCUGUCUUGGCACAGAGCGUUGACCAUGACGAGCACUCUAGCUCCGACAACAUCCCUCCAGGCUAUGAGCCCAUUUCCUUGCUGGAAGCGCUGAAUGGCCUUCGCUCAGUUUCCCCCUCCAUCCCGUCAGCUCCUCUGUAUGACGAAAUCAACUACUCCGGCGUGGUGGAUGGGAUGCCACCUGCGAGCCGACCACUUGUUGGGAUGGACAGAGCUGUGGAGAGCGGCCACCAAAAGGGCAAGCGGAGCAAGUCUCCGGAUAGCACACUACGGUCUCCCUCGUCCCCGAUCCAUGAGGAGGAUGAAGAGAAGCUCUCCGAGGACUCCGACUCGCAGCCAGUGCUGAGCGGGGGUGAGCUGGUCCUGGGAGAGACCAGCUCUCCAGAAAGCGUGGCAGAGGAGGAGAUCGAGGAGGCGCCAUCCCUGCAGCAGGGCAGCCGCCCGCCCUCCGUCGAAGAC
Messenger RNA from Tauraco erythrolophus (red-crested turaco), 927 nucleotides. The record is from RefSeq and is a predicted model, not a curated record. Lineage: Eukaryota; Metazoa; Chordata; Aves; Musophagiformes; Musophagidae.